GAGAGGGCGUGGAGGUCUUCUUAUAGAGAAAUAAAGUGACACCAGUCAGCAGUGGCUCAGCCAGCUUCACAUGAACUAAUACUGACUGCUUAAUUUCUCACAAAAUAGUUUAAAAUUUGGAUUGGAUCAUAGCAAGGAGAGGAGCAUGCAGAUGACCACUUGACUGACAGUGAGAGCCUUUUGUUUGCUGUCAUGAGCUCCCCGUCUCCUUUAACCAUCUGCCUGUGUAUACAGCUAUCACUGUGUCUUCUGGGUUCAAAUGCCUCUGUUGGUACCAGCCUGUGGGGUAAGAAGGGGCAGUUUGGUAUUCGUCCGUGUCUGUGGCAGCUAGACUCCAAAGUUGUGGUACCGGCCCUUACAGAGCUGAGUGUAUGCAUACUCUUACGCCACAAUAUUGCAGCAAAGUGGACAGCUUUUGUCUACAAAGCACCAGGAGGUAUAGAUGUAGAGCUUGGGAUUAGGGGCACAACUACACAGCUCACUGUAUUGCUGUUUGGAGUGGAACAGACCCUGGAAAGCAAUCUGAGACUGAAGGAAUGGUACUCUGUCUGUCUCACCUGGUCGAGCCAAGCUCAGAGGCUGAGGGUCUACAUCAACAACACCAUUCUGGGUGAGGCCCCAGUGAAUCGCACCCUAGCCCAACGACUGGCCCCAAACGGCACGCUCACUUUGGGGGUUUCUCAUAAUGUGGACGCAAAUGGUAAAGUGCAGCCAGAGACUGAGAAUGACCUUAUCGGUGAGAUUGGUCUGUUCAGGAUAUGGGCCAGAGAAUGGAAUGCUGAGGACCUGAGGAGGCAGAGCUGUGCAGAUGGAGAUGUGGUGAGCUGGGACCUCAGGCACUGGACACAUGACUGCUUUCCUGUGCCUGACAACAGCCUAUAUUGUGCAUGGUCACUCUACAAAAUCAAAAUGUGGACACUGGCAUCUGGAAACUGUUCAGUCACACUGGUGGGAGUCACCAGAAACUGGCUGGAGAGCAUUUUCCCUCAUAACAUCUCUGUCCAUGACAUUUCAGUGUCAUCCCCAAGCCAUAUCUGCCGCGUGGUUAAUAAUUCAGCUGCUCUACAUGUGCAACAACCUCAGGGAUCAAGAGCAUUAUCAGACUCCACCUGUGACAUGUGUUUUAGCUGUGAAGUCUAUGUGAAUGUGGAUCCUGCUGCUAAUGUAGGAGAGGUUCAGACAGAUAUUACUGCACGGUUGAGUUUGCCCUUCUUUUACAACUUCCUCAACCUGACAGCUGACCCCUCUAGCAUCAGCAUACUUCCUGCGGAGUUAUUCCCCAUGACAGAACCAUCAACAACUGUCAGUACUGGUGUAACUACAUCGGGUAAGGGAUGA
Molecule: messenger RNA, 1338 nt
Organism: Lates calcarifer (barramundi perch)
Lineage: Eukaryota; Metazoa; Chordata; Actinopteri; Centropomidae
Exons: 9
Coding region: 193-1338 (381 amino acids)
Source: RefSeq, a predicted model, not a curated record